Messenger RNA from Humulus lupulus (European hop), 2049 nucleotides. RefSeq lists its product as uncharacterized. The coding region runs from base 1 to 2049 and encodes 682 amino acids. The transcript is spliced from 2 exons. The record is from RefSeq and is a predicted model, not a curated record. NCBI's taxonomy places the organism in Eukaryota, Viridiplantae, Streptophyta, Magnoliopsida, Rosales, Cannabaceae. Gene Ontology annotation, molecular function: catalytic activity.
AUGAGUACUAUUAGCUGGAAUUGCCGUGGGCUUGGGAACCCACAGGCCCAACAAUUCCUUGAAGACAUUUGUGUUCAAAAGAAACCCAAGUUUUUAUUUUUAUGUGAAACCUUAUGUAAAAAAGAUGUAGUGGAUCGUGUUAAGACCCGUUUGGGUUUUGAAAGUUGUUUUUCUGUAGACAUCCAGGGCAGGAAGGGUGGCCUAGCUUUACUUUGGAGAGUUUCUGACGAGGCCCAUCUUCUAAGCUACUCCCACAACCAUAUUGAUAUUGAAGUCAGAAUCCCAGGUAUGGUAAAAUGGCGUCUCACCGAUUUCCAUGGAGAACCGAAUCGGAGUCUUCGAGAGCGAACAUGGAAUCUCAUUCGCACCCUGUUCUCGGACUCAAAUCUCCCUUGGUGUAUUAUUGGAGAUUUCAACAAUAUUGCAAGUCAGGAGGAGAAAAGGGGAGGGCGCCCGUACCCUUCGUCCCUCAUCUCUGGUUUUCAAGCAGUCAUCAAUGGCUGCCAGCUUCAUGACCAGGAAUUGCGAGGUUAUCCCUACACUUGGGAACGGAGCAUGGGCACGAAUAGAAGUGUGGAGAUCAGACUUGAUAAAGCCCUCACAUCUCAAAGCUGGCUAGACGAAUUCCAAGAGGUAAUUCUUACAAACCUGGCUUUCUCUUCCUCAGACCAUUCACCCAUUUUUUUGGAGCCUGAACCUAAUUGUCGUGGUGUUGUGGUCAAUCACUUUCGGUACGAAAAUGUCUGGUCCCGUGAGCCUUUAUGUGCUCAGAUUGUUAUGAACUGUUGGGAUUUACACAACCAGCUUUCCAUUGUCGAAAAAAUCAAGAUUUGCAGUCCACAACUUGCAAAUUGGGGCCAAACUCUUACUGGCAAUUUCAAGCAGCGCAUCACAAAGAGUAAGAAGCUGAUGGCUGAGCUGAAAAAUUCUGAUGACCAUCUUGAUUAUCCUAACUUUGUUUCCGAAAAGAAUAACUAUUUUGAGAUUUUAGCACAACAAGAAAUCUACUGGAAACAGAGGUCGAAACAAUACUGGUUACAUGCAGCCAAUGCUACUUCUUGGUCCUCGGUGGUAAGUGGUAUUAGGUGCUCUGUAAACACUUUCCAAAAUGAGGAGCUGUUGAAACCAAUUCUUGAUGAUGAGGUUAAGGUUGCCCUGUUUCAAAUGCACCCCGACAAGGCACCUGAUCCUGAUGGUAUGGGCCCCAAUUUUUUUCAACAUCAUUGGGGUAUUGUGGGAGCCGAUAUUGUGAAUAUGGUCAAAGAUUUUUUCGUCUCUGGGACAUUGCAUACUGGUCUCAAUGAGACAAAUCUUGUUUUGAUCCCAAAAAAGAAGAAUUUUUCAACAAUGAGUGACCUUCGGCCCAUUGCACUUUGCAACGUCCUGUAUAAAGUAAUUUCGAAAGUGCUAGCGAACCCUAUGCGUGGCCUUAUUGAUCAGAUUAUAUCCGACACUCAAAGCACUUUUAUACCGGGUCAUCUUAUUUCAAAUAAUGUGAUGGUUGCUUUUGAGGUGAUGCACUACCUAAAGCGAAAAAGGAAAGGCAAGAAAGGUUUUAUGGCCCUAAAACUCGAUAUGAGCAAAGCCUACGAUCGUGUCGAGUGGGGUUAUCUCCAGGCUGUCAUGGUUCGUAUGGGUUUUCAUGAGAAAUGGGUUGAUCUCGUUAUGACUUGUGUCUCCUCUGUGCGGUACAAUAUUAUACAUGGUGGCCACGUGAUGGGUCCUAUCUGUCCUUCACGAGGGAUUCGGCAAGGUGAUCCUCUUUCCACCUAUCUUUUCAUUAUUUGUGCUGAAGGAUUGUCCUCCUUAAUUCAGAAAUUUGAAGCUAAUUGGGUUAUUCAAGGCUGCCGUAUGGCUCAACGAGCCCCUUCAAUUACUCAUAUGUUUUUUGCUGACGACAGCUAUUUAUUUUGUCAAGCAACCAGGGGUGCUGCUAAAAGUAUGCUUACUCUGCUUCACCUGUUCGAGACUGCCUCUGGUCAAAAGAGGAAUACUUCUAAGUCCUCAGUUUUUUUCAGCCCCAAUACUGACACUUUAUCCCGGAUUUAG